Tribolium madens (black flour beetle) is the source of this 612-nucleotide messenger RNA. RefSeq names its product 40S ribosomal protein S16 (gene RpS16). The transcript has 5 exons. The record is from RefSeq and is a predicted model, not a curated record. Gene Ontology annotation, biological process: maturation of SSU-rRNA from tricistronic rRNA transcript (SSU-rRNA, 5.8S rRNA, LSU-rRNA); translation. Bases 93 to 551 code for a protein of 152 amino acids. Lineage: Eukaryota; Metazoa; Arthropoda; Insecta; Coleoptera; Tenebrionidae. Gene Ontology annotation, molecular function: structural constituent of ribosome; RNA binding. Gene Ontology annotation, cellular component: cytosolic small ribosomal subunit; ribosome.
CAUCGAAAACUAUUUUGACUAACUUAGUGAUUUUGUCAACUGUCAUUUGCCGCCAUUAACUUCCUUUUCGAGUUGUUCCGAAAAUUGACAACAUGAAUCCGAACUUAUCGAAGCAAAAGAAGGAGCCAAUCCACUCAGUCCAAGUUUUUGGGCGCAAAAAAUCUGCUACUGCUGUUGCUUAUUGCAAACGUGGCAAAGGUAUUUUGAGGGUAAAUGGCCGUCCUUUGAGCCAGGUUGAACCUAAAAUGCUUCAAGACAAGUUGCAAGAACCAAUUUUACUUCUUGGCAAGGAUAAAUUUUCAGCUGUUGAUAUCAGAGUUCGUGUUAACGGUGGUGGUCACGUGUCUCAGAUUUAUGCCAUCAGACAAGCGAUUUCUAAAGCUUUGGUAGCCUAUUACCAAAAAUAUGUUGAUGAAGCGUCGAAAAAAGAAUUGAAAGACAUUUUGAUUCAAUACGACCGCACUUUGCUGGUAGCAGAUCCACGUCGUUGUGAACCUAAGAAAUUCGGUGGUCCAGGAGCCCGCGCUCGCUACCAGAAAUCUUACCGUUAAGUUAAAAUUUUGUGUCAAGCUAAGAUACACAAUUAUUUCUAAUAAAAUUUAAUUGAAACAA